GAGAGAGAGAGAGAGAGAGAGAUGAUUUACUGGUUUUGGGAAGUGUCUAUGAUGAAUAUAAAUAUUAUAAUUUAUUGGAAUAUCAUUCGGUGACAAAUGGAUUCUCACCAAUUUCGCCAGAGGGCCUUUUAUUGGUCGUGUGCGUUGUGUGGUCUAUUUUUAGUUACCAAUUUUAAAAUAUCUAGACCGAAAACGAGAACGAAAAAAAGAAAAAACUAGAAAUUUUCACUGCCACUCCCACCUUCCCUUUGCAUUUGCUUAUCUGCGACUUCCUCUUCUAUGAAAAUGGAGUAUUGUUCUUGUUGCAGCGCAAAACUGAACUCCAUUGUUCUAAACCCUCAGGGUUCUUUGUCGUCUGCUGAUAGACGAUCUACUAAGAAGACUUUAUAUCCUCACCAGCUGUCUUUUCGACCCUCUAAACAAUUUCUUCAACUUGAUGACAGACCGCAGCCUUUUGGUCAUCAACAAAACUCAUCUUUUUUUUCUUCUAGAACACGAACAUGUAGAGGAUCCAUACUUGCACAAUCUGGCAGGCAAAGCUGGGACUUUGGAAGAUUUCUGAGGACAUUAUAUUUUUUCAACGGGCCACCUUCUCCAGUUAAGUUCUUUGAAUUUCUGAUUGCAAAACUAUCCAGUUCAACACCUAGUGAACAAGUAAGGGCAAUGGAAACUUCUGGUAUUGUCCUUGUUGCUGGAGCCACUGGUGGUGUAGGAAGAAGAGUUGUUGAGAUAUUGCGCAAGAAAGGAUUGCCAGUGCGAGUAUUGGUUCGGAACGAAGAGAAGGCUCGAAGGAUGUUAGGUCCAGAUAUUGAUUUGGUUGUUGGAGACAUUACUAAGGAGAAUACUCUGGUGUCGGAGUACUUCAAAGGAGUGAGGAAAGUUAUUAAUGCUGUUUCAGUCAUUGUUGGCCCAAAAGAAGGAGACACUCCUGAUAGGGCAAAAUACAGCCAAGGGAUCAAGUUCUUUGAACCUGAGAUAAAAGGUGAUUCUCCUGAAAUGGUGGAGUACAUCGGGAUGAAAAAUUUGAUUAAUUCUGUGAAGGGGAUUGUUGGGCUUCAAAGUGGAAAACUGGUAUAUGGAUUUGAAGAUAGCUCAUCUAGAGAGCUUGCUUGGGGUGCUUUAGAUGAUGUUGUGAUGGGGGGAGUCAGUGAAAGUACAUUUCAGAUUGACACAACUGGUGGUGAAAAUGGUGGACCAACGGGGCUUUUCAGAGGUGUUGUUUCCACUGCAAACAAUGGUGGCUUUACUAGCAUCAGAACAAGGAAUUUCUCAGUACCUGAAGAUUUGUCUGCAUAUGAUGGUUUAGAGCUGCGCCUUAGAGGUGAUGGCUGUCGCUAUAAACUCAUCGUUCGCACUAGUGCUGAUUGGGAUACCGUGGGCUAUACAGCAAGCUUUGACACUCUAGAAGGUCAAUGGCAAUCUAUACGGUUGCUAUUUUCAUCUUUGAGGCCUGUAUUUCGUGCGCGAACUGUGUCAGAUGCUCCCCCUUUUGACCCAAGCAGAAUUGUGUCAUUGCAGCUUAUGUUCAGCAAGUUUGAGUAUGAUGGGAAACUGAAUCCAACAUUUGUGGAGGGUGCAUUUCAGCUUCUAAUAUCAAGCAUACGGGCUUAUAUAAAGGAUCCCAUAUGUCCCAGGUUUGUACAUGUGAGUGCUGCUGGAGUUACCCGUCCUGACAGGCCUGGACUUGAUCUAAGUACACAACCUCCAGCUGUCCGCUUGAAUAAGGAAUUAGGCUUUAUUCUCACAUUCAAGUUGAAGGGAGAAGAUUUGAUACGGGAAAGUGGAAUUCCAUAUACAAUUGUAAGGCCUUGUGCAUUAACUGAGGAGCCUGCAGGGGCUGACCUCAUUUUUGAUCAAGGAGACAAUAUAACGGGCAAAAUAUCAAGGGAAGAAAUUGCUGACAUUUGUGUUGCUGCUUUGGAAAAUCCUUAUGCAUGUGGCAAGACAUUUGAGGUAAAAAGUGUAAUUCCAUUUAGUGAGCCAUUUGCAGUGGACCCUGAAAACCCACCACCAAAAAAGGAUUAUGACAUAUACUUCAAAACUUUGAAGGAUGGCAUUACGGGAAAAACAGAACAAAAUCCUGUUCUUGUUUGAUGGAGUGCAUGGCCAGUACAUUAUAAAACAGUGCACAUUGAAUCUGAGAUCAAGGGAACCGCAGUGUAUUUCAGCAUGUAUUGGGCAAUGCUAUUGAGGCAACUGUCUGGAAGUAGAUGUCUAUGAGUACGUUAACUGGAAAUUACAAUUCACAUUAGAUGGGUCAUUGUUUGCUUUCACCUGCCAUUUGUUCAGUGUCUAUAGAAUUUCUCUGGUGAUCUUCAAACACAUUUCUCCCCCUUUCUCUUCUUCUUUGUCAUGCUUAGUUUGCUUAUUAAGAAGGAAUGGAUAUAAAAGAAAUAUUAGAAUCUUUCCUAAUUAGAUAUUAAAUUGGAACCUAGAUAACUUUAUUUUUUGGUUCUCUACAAAAAAAUUGGCAUAUUGUUUUUUUUUUCUUUAGAUAUAUAAACAUUUUUAGAGUUUGUAUCUGGCUGCUGUAUGUCAUUUUCAAUUAGUAAUGAUGUCCUUUGCAAUAACAGUUAAUGCAAAGUAUUUAUUUUUGUUUCCUCA
Messenger RNA from Malania oleifera, 2604 nucleotides. RefSeq names its product protein HIGH CHLOROPHYLL FLUORESCENCE PHENOTYPE 173, chloroplastic. The record is from RefSeq and is a predicted model, not a curated record. The coding region runs from base 280 to 2094 and encodes 604 amino acids. Gene Ontology annotation, biological process: NADH dehydrogenase complex assembly. Gene Ontology annotation, cellular component: chloroplast stroma. The transcript is spliced from 17 exons. Lineage: Eukaryota; Viridiplantae; Streptophyta; Magnoliopsida; Santalales; Ximeniaceae.